Molecule: messenger RNA, 669 nt
Organism: Dictyostelium purpureum
Lineage: Eukaryota; Evosea; Eumycetozoa; Dictyosteliales; Dictyosteliaceae
Exons: 5
Coding region: 1-669 (222 amino acids)
Biological process (GO): Ras protein signal transduction
Cellular component (GO): plasma membrane
Molecular function (GO): GDP binding; GTPase activity; GTP binding
Source: RefSeq, a predicted model, not a curated record
AUGUCUUAUAAUAAUAGUAGUAAUAAAAGAUUACAAUUAGUAGUCCUUGGUGCGGGUGGUAUUGGUAAAACAGCGUUGGUUAUUCGUUAUUUUCAAAAUCAUUUCGUUGAAGAGUACGAUCCAACUAUUGAAGACUCCUAUAGAAAACAAUGCAUGGUUGAUGGUUCUCAGUAUAUGUUGGAUAUUUUAGAUACUGCUGGUCAAGAUGAUUAUUCAGCCAUGAGAGACCAAUAUAUACGUAAUGGAAGUGGUUUUUUAAUUAUAUAUGAUAUAUGUUGUAGAUCAUCAUUUGAAAAGUGUCCAGAAUUUUUUGAACAAAUUCAAAGAGUCAAAGAGCUAGAUUCCUUUCCAUUUGUUUUAAUUGGCAAUAAAGUUGAUUUAGAAAGUCAAAGACAAGUAUCUACUGUUGAAGGAAAUGAAUUGGCAAAGUAUUAUAAUGUUCCAUUCUUUGAAACCUCUGCUAAAAACAAAACCAAUGUAGAAGAAUGUUUUUCCGAAUUGGUACGUUGCAUUAAAAGACACAACCAGCAAUCAAAAAGAGAUGAAAAAAAUAAAAAUAGUGAUAAUAAUGAAAAUAAUAAUGGUAACAAUAAAGAUAAAAAACAAAAAUUAAGUCUAAAGAAAAAAUUAUUUUAUAGUAUAUUUUGUGGAAGUAAUCCAACUGAUUAG